Setaria italica (foxtail millet) is the source of this 1995-nucleotide messenger RNA. Its product is annotated as probable folate-biopterin transporter 4. The transcript is spliced from 7 exons. Bases 16 to 1710 code for a protein of 564 amino acids. The record is from RefSeq and is a predicted model, not a curated record. Gene Ontology annotation, cellular component: membrane. Lineage: Eukaryota; Viridiplantae; Streptophyta; Magnoliopsida; Poales; Poaceae.
CUACUGACAUCGUUCAUGGCAUAUAGUAGUGGCGCCGGGUGGGCUUGGCAAGAAAAAGGCCCAACAAAAGCCCAUCUCCCCUUGAGGUCAAGAGCAAAAGCAAGCAAGGUCAGCGCCGUAUUCCCCGCGCCGCGCCUCAGACAGUUCUUCGUUCAUCUCGCCUGCCUCUCCUCCUCCUCCUUCCUCCCCCUCCCCUCCCCUCGACCCCUCCCCUCCCGGCUGAUGCAGGUGCAGCAGCAUCGACAGGUGUGGUGGCCGGGCCGGAUGGGGGCGGCGUUCGGGCCCUCCUUCCUCUGCCUCGUCUGCCUCAUCUACUUCAUCCAGGGUUUCAGGUCUUUUGUCUGGACGGCUGUCUCCUACCAAAUGAAGGACGUCAUGAAGCUAUCGCCCUCCACAUCGCAGUUUCUCGUCUCCCUUGCAUAUUUCCCUUGGAGCAUCAAACCUGUAUAUGGGAUCCUGUCAGACUGCAUUCCAAUUAAGCAGAGGAAGCGUAUACCCUAUUUGAUCAUUUCUAGCUGCCUUUCUCUACUCCCCUGGCUUAUCCUUGGGCUAUCACAGGCUUUGAGGAGCUCACCCAACAUGCUCACCGCCUUGCUCGUAGUACAGAAUCUGGGAUCUGCCAUGGCAGAUGUUGUUAUAGAUGCAAUGGUUGCAGAAUCAGUUCGAUCAGCAGGGCCACAGUUUGCUGGUGAUUUACAGUCAUUGUCUUGGUCAUCCAUGGCUGUUGGUGGGAUUUUUGGGAGCUUAUUGGGAGGAUAUGCACUAUCCAAUCUCCCAAUCCAUGCCAUAUAUGUUGUUUUCUCAGCCCUCCCAUUCUUUCAACUCGUUUCCUGCAUGUUUGUUGAGGAUUCUCCAAAAGGAUUACAGAGUGCCAUUGAUGAACAUAAGUAUGUAGACAAUCAGGGUGCUGAAAAAUGCUCUAGUGAAGCACUUGGAUACGAGGGCACUAGAAGGCGAAAGAAAAUUCGUAAAAGUAAUAAAAGCAGACCACUGUCAAAGCGGGCUGAGGCUAAUGAGAAACACAAUGGCCCAAUUAAUUCAUCGCCAUGUCUGUCUCUGAGAUCAGCCUUCUUCAGUUUGUGCACAGCUUUUAGGCAGCCAACCAUUCUGCGACCUAUGGUGUGGUUUUUCUUUUCAAAUGUAAUAAUUCCAAAUAUCUCGACAGUCAUGUUCUAUUAUCAAACAGAGGAGCUACAUUUGGAAGCAUCCUUUCUUGGGACUGCACGUGUGAUUGGAUGGUUCAGUCUAAUUCUUGGCACAUAUACCUACAACCGCUAUUUUAAGCACAAGCAGCUCAGGAAUAUUCUUGUGUUUGCUCAUGUUGGUCUUGCCAUAAUUAGCCUACUGGACAUUGCUUUGGUGUCACGGUUGCAUGUUCCAUACGGAAUUGGCGAUAAGUACAUGGUGCUCUGGGGUUCUGCUUUGGCUGAUGCAAUCAACCAGUUCAAGAUGAUGCCGUUCCUGAUUCUGUCAGGACAGCUUUGCCCACCUGGAAUCGAGGGCACGCUGUUUGCUCUCUUCAUGUCCAUAAACAACCUUGGUUCAACACUAGGUUCAUUCCUGGGGGCUAUUCUGGCAUCAGCUUUGAACAUCUCGACGGCACAGUUUGACAAUCUUGCUCUGGGUUUGGGUGUACAGCUGAUUGGUACUCUCUUACCGAUUGGGUUCCUAUUUCUGAUUCCAAAGGAAGUUACAGGACUAACAUCAUAGGUUGAGGGGUGUGGGCCUAACCGUACCUAUUUUAUUCCCGCUCUACACCAGUCUACCAGAGUGAGAGGAACAUACACAUCAUAGGAAGGAAAUUAGAAGUAGUUGGAAGCUAGACAAUUUUGUUGAAAGAUGUAUACAGCUUUGUACGAGGAUGAGAGGAAACAUUGGCUGCGUUGUGUAGCGCUUGUUCCGAAAGUGGCUUGUGCAUAUACUAUACUCCAAACCACUUGUUUGCUAUGAUCAUUGUAUCUAUUGCGAUUCUCUUAUCGCUGCUUGUACUCCAAA